Messenger RNA from Thermochaetoides thermophila DSM 1495, 4167 nucleotides. RefSeq lists its product as uncharacterized. Bases 1 to 4167 code for a protein of 1388 amino acids. The record is from RefSeq and is a predicted model, not a curated record. The transcript has 7 exons. NCBI's taxonomy places the organism in Eukaryota, Fungi, Ascomycota, Sordariomycetes, Sordariales, Chaetomiaceae.
AUGGGCUCCAUCAACCGUGAACCGAGACGCUUUGAAGUGACAAAGGUGUAUAGCCACCCACAAGCCAAGGCCGAGAUCAUACUUGUCCAUGGUCUCAAUGGCAAUCCUAGAAAGACGUGGACGUCCGGGACGCCACCAAACGAUGUAUACUGGCCAACAGAUCUGCUGCCUACGUCGCUGCAGAACGACCAUGCCGACAUCUUAGUGUAUGGCUACAACGCAGAUGUCUUCACUACGACCUCUUGGCCAUUCUUCGGACGAAGAGAUGGGGAUAAGGACAAGGACGGCCACCACGACCAAUAUGGAAUACCCAAGGCAUCAUCGCCCAGCGAUAACGAUAUCAGACAACAUGCUCAGAGUCUUGUUGCAACCUUGACGGCCUUUCGGAAGAGCCAGGGCACUGAACGCCUGCCACUCAUCUGGGUGGCACACAGUUUAGGUGGCAUUCUUACCAAGGCUGCUCUUUUAUACUCGAGCUCCGUGCGUACAUCCCAUCAGGAAGAGUUGCGUGGGAUUUUUGUGUCAACAUAUGCCAUCAUCUUCUUGGGGACUCCGCAUCUUGGCUCUGACGCUGCCGCUCUGGGGCUGAUUGUCCAGAGGAUGGUCGACUCGCUGGCACCCAGGAAGUGGUUUGACUCCGAAUCAGUGCUGCUCAAGACGCUUAAGAAGGACAGUGAGACGUUGCGGGCAAUCAAUGACCAAUUCCUCGAGAUCUACCAGAAGUUUCGGAUCCAUAUGGUUCAUGAGAACCACAAGACAGAUGUGAAGGGAACAAAGGUCUUGAUUGUUGAUCCCUCCUCUGCUGGUCCACAACUGCCUGGUGUUCGGUACUACGGUAUCGAGGCCACCCACUCAGGCAUGUGCAAGUUUGCUAGCGUGAACGCUCCUGGCUAUCUCACUGUCUCUACCGCGCUCCGAGAAUGGGUCCAUAACGCUCCCGAGGUCAUUGCUGUCAGGUGGCUCCGUGAAGAACAAGAACGUAGAGACGCAGCGUAUAUUGAAGCUGCUGAUCGAAUUCAUGAAUUUGCUCGUUCACCACUGAACUCGCAGCAACACCUGAGUGUGCCCCACCAUUUUCGUAACUCCUAUUUUAUCGGCCGCGAAAAUGAGCUCCAGCGGCUACAUGAGAUGCUCAUGGACCGCAAGCGUCGGUCAGAGGGAACUUCGGCUGUGUUAAUUCAAGGCAUUCCUGGAGUCGGCAAGACACACCUUGCCAGACAGUACAUUGUCGGGCAUCGCUGGGACUACCCGGGGGGAAUCUUCUGGGUGCGGGCCAAGUCCAGGGGUGAGAUGGAUCUUGCGUUCGCGCAAAUCGCACACGCUGCUGUGGCCGAGAUGCGUGCCAGGGGGAUUGAGGCGAACUAUAAUGAGGGAGGAGACCCGGAUAAGACGGCAGAUUUCGUCGUGCGCUGGCUCAGCGGCCGCAAGGACUGGCUUAUGGUGUUCGACGGCGUGCAUUUUGAUACUCCUGGGCUAGACCGGUUCAUCCCCGACGUGCCCGGUACCAGCAUCAUCUACACAUCGACUGAAACGGCGGUGCCAGACGAGUACCGCUUCGACAGUCCGCAAAAACUAGAGCUGGGGGUGUUGACUAAACAACAGGCCCAAGAGCUGUUACUGUGGGAGUUGGAUCGGUCGCGUUCGUGGAGCGCAGAAGACAAGACGAAUGCUUUGCAACUGGUCGAGUUGAUGGGCCGCCUGCCGAUUAUGAUUCACCAGGCAGCUCAGCAGAUGAAGGAGACGAGGGAGCCGCUGGCGAAAUAUCUCAGGUCAUAUAAGAAGUGGCCACAAGUCUCGGACGUGCCAUCAUUCAAGAAGGUGAAGGAAGAGCUGGAGAACAGGGGUGAAACGGCAGCACUGAAUCUGAUCUCCCUGCUUGUGUGGUUCGACCAGCAUAUUCCCGUGGAGAUGGUGAUGCUUGGGCUAUCCGCCCUCGACAAGGUCACUCCAGUUCGCACUCCGGUCCCUGGUCGUGCUCUUUCCACCUUGAACAGCACCCUUCGCAUUCUCAUCGCCUUUGGGCUGAUCCAGCGUUACGAGAGCGGCGACUUCUCGCCCAUCAGCUCUCGCACCAACUCCAAGCGCAGUCUCGACUCUUCGUCUACAUCGUCCCAGAGAACGCCUGCGUCUUCGGUCAACUCGCACUCCUACAGCCACCACGGUCAUCUCGACAUCCUCCGUAUCCACAGCGUCAUUCAGGCCUUCUUUAUCGAUGCGAUGUACCAGCAGAACCAGGCAGCGUUCUGGCUGAGCCGGGCGGUGGCUGUCUGGUGCAAGGCCUUUGACGAAGCUGAUCGUCGCAUCUGCGCCAGCUCUCAUGGUGGCAACGACAGCCCGUCUGGGCCGCAUGGGAUGCGUGUUGGUCUUCCGGAUGAUUACCGCCAGUUUGCCAUCCACGGCCAGAAGUUAUUGUCACAUGUGGAAAAGUACGAGAAGCGGUACAACAACAAGGGGAUCGAAAGCGUCAGGGGAAGCAUUGAGCAGCGGCUGGGAAAGAUUCCCAAACAAAUCGAAGAGCUGACGCAGACAAUUCAGCAGCUGUUGCAGAUAGGCGACAAUGGGGAGGAAAGGCCCCUGUCGGUCUUUGACCGUGUGUGCAGCGCGCCAUCGGAGUCUGAGAGGUCUGGUACUCUGAGCAGCCACGACAGCCAGAUGAGCAGCGGGCCGACCUCUCCGGGAGAAGGGCCUGACGGUGAGGGUGUUGGAGACAGCCAGUCGUCAUGGCUUGCUCCAUACCCGCGCACGAUGCAUGACUUUCCAGUGCCGCCGAUAGAUGACGACCAGGCCACAGAGGUUCCCCCAUCAAUGACAGCCACUCAGGUUCUCGUUGGAUCGCCUGAUAUGGCCUCCGAGGCCUCAUUCCCGGCAACUCCCAAGUAUCCCGAUGACUUCAAUCCCUCUACCCAGUGGUCAGCGUCUUAUACAGACUGGCGCUCCGCAAUCCCUCCUCACCGCGUUAUUCGCCGACAGGAGAGCCGUCGGUAUCGAGACCGUGUUGGAGCCUGGCGUUCCAAGGACGUUCAGGACCCGCGGGCAAUGGGCGGUGACCCGUUGCUUGGUCUCAACAUGGACGCGGCUACCGGGACGCUCCCAAGGAGAGAUACUGCUGCUUCGGGCAGCUCUCGCCCGUCGACCGCCCCCAGCGAGGCUCAGUCACGGCUCAGCAAGAUCAAGUACUCAGCCAACCGGUCGUUUACAGGAGGCCUUCGCAGGAUCAAGCAGGUCUUGCCUGCUCGCCGGUCUUCUGUAGCGUCUGUGCCUCAAGCCUCGACAGCAGCAGCAGUGCCACCGUCUAAUCGGCCACCGACCAUCUCACUAGGAAUUGACGAUCUUCAUCCUGAUAUCACGUUUUCUCAGCAAAGGCCCUUCUACAUUGACCCCCAUGGCACCAACAGCCUCCGGCCCACGGCAAACUCCAGUCCAGCCCAGCUGACAUCGCCAUUCCCGCCUCCAUCGUUUACAGGAAUCCCAACUUCCGAUCUUAUCGCUCCGCCGAACCCGUCCAACUCAGCACCAAAUCUGCCCGCGACAGCUGGUAUUGGAGUUGCUCCCGGCGUGACGGUUCGGCAAUGGAACACCACAGUGACACAACCAGACGGGACGUCUGUCAAUUCAUCGCUGCUGGAGUGGUCGAGCCCUGGAAGUUCGCCUGUCGGCCAAACAGUUUCUGGGGAUGCAGCCGAAGUACGUCCAGCGUCAUACCCUACGACGUCCGGCUUUCCUCCCCACCACCAGGGACAAGACCAUAAGCCGCAUCCUCUCCCCCCCCUACCGGUGCCAGCCCAUCCGUUCGCAGGUGCCUUGAUCAAUCACUCCCCCAUUCCAGCAGGUUACUCCUCUCAGCCGAUGUCCCGCUCCGGAUCACACCAGUCCAGCGUCAGCAUCAGCCUCAGCCCAAGUCCGGGCGGCCUUGGCAUCGUCGGGCACGCACAACAGCCACCGCCACCAUCCAGGCAGCACUCCUCCAUCCUUCCAUCCCAAUCUCCCCCUCACCACUCCUUCUUCCUGUCCAGGGAUGACAACCUCCAACCGCACCCCAACCCCGCCCUCAGCAACAGGCUAUCUCUACCCUCCUCCGCCGAAAUCCCAAUCCCCUUCGCGCUCGUCCUCCUCUUCAAGGACACCGAGUCCAUCAACCCGGCCCUCAACCCAAGUUCCCAGCCCUAA